Messenger RNA from Heterotrigona itama, 727 nucleotides. NCBI's taxonomy places the organism in Eukaryota, Metazoa, Arthropoda, Insecta, Hymenoptera, Apidae. The record is from the annotation of a GenBank genome assembly.
AUGCAUUGUACGUAUGAUAUGAUAAGAAAAGUGGUAAAGUUAAAUGGCGACGCAGUGACAUAUAGUAUGCAGGAUGUUGUAAACGAAAUCUUAAAAAGGGUCAUUUGACCUGGCUUGGUGAUUUCAGACAGCGACCAGGCGGCUGGGGCUGUGCUGCACGAACUGCGGAACCCGCACCACCACCCUCUGGAGGCGCAACAACGAGGGCGAGCCGGUGUGCAACGCUUGCGGCCUGUACUUCAAGCUGCACGGUGUGAACAGACCGCUCGCGAUGCGCAAGGACGGCAUUCAGACGCGGAAACGAAAGCCGAAGAAGACGCCGGAGCCGAACGCCAGGUCGUCGUCGAGCGUCGAUCACGAGACCACCGCGGUGUCCGCCGCUUCCUCUCCGUCCACCGAAUUAAAAAAUAGUCAGCAGCAGCAACAGCAACAGCAGUCUCAACAUCAACAGAUCGAGGUGUCCAAGUCGUCGGCUAGUUCGUCGGACAGGCCGGUCUACCUCGGGCACACGUCCCUGUUGGCGACCGGGAGCGUCGCCACGGUGAAGACCGAGCCGCGAAGUUGCGACGGCAUCGUCGGUCAACCCUACUCCUCGUACUAUCAGCAUCCCCAUCAGCUUGGGGUACCAGCGACCAGCGAGCAUCAACAGCAGACUUACUACGGAAGCCAAGAGGCGCCGUAUCAUCAUCAGCAUCACGUUACCGCGGCCGCCAAGUUACUCGCCUCU